AUGAGAGUUUCUCGAGAGUUGAUGGCGGUGGCGGUGUGGAUGGGGCUUGCGAGCGUGCUGGCGGGACUGGUGGCGUGGAGGGUGCAGAAGAGGUUCGACGACAACCGCAAGGCGGCGCUCGACACCUGGUGCGCCGGUCGCGCGCGCUCGCUGCAGCAGCAGUUCAUGCAGACUGCCGACCACGUGCAGGCACUGGCAGGGCUCUUGACAGUGUUUGGCGGGGUGCGGGAGAACCCGUGGGGCGUGGCGGAGUGCAUGAGUCAGGAGCGGUACGUGCAGUUUGCACACAAGACUGUGGCCGCGCGGCCGUGGCUGUAUGGUAUCAUCUACCUCGUCCUCCUCAACCACACAGACAGGGCAGCGUACGAGCGGCAGAUGCGGUGCAGAGUGGUGGAUGUGAUGGAGCAAGCGCGCCCCCCAGAGGACUGGUACAUGCCCAUGCGCUACUGGGUCAACGACGCCCCCACGGUGCUCGCCACCACGCCCUGCAAGGACGCGCGCGGCCACCCGUCGUUCGACCCACAGCUGCGCGAGAUGGUGGCGAGGGCGGACUGGUGGCUCACCACGCCCUUCGUGCUCGAUAAUGGCAACACUGGCAUCGGCAUGGGGUUCCCGCUGUUCCGAGGGGGCGUGUCGACGGCGUCGCCACAGGCGGAGCGGCAGCGCGCCAUGGUGGGAGCCAUGGGGGUGGCGCUGGACUUCAACCGCCUUGCCAGCGCCAUCAUCCUCGACGUGCUGCAGGACGUGAACUACACUCUUGAGAUCUACGAUGUCACCGACACCUUGUCAUCGCCCGCGUCAGGCCCGCGCCUGCUAUACGGGGUGGGGAAGUUGCCGCAAGGCGACCCCAAGCAGGUGUCCAAGGUCAUUCCGCCCUCCACUGAGGCAAUGCUGCAGCCACACCGACACAAGGCCGUGCACCCAAUCAACCUCACCGACCCCUCUCGCACCUUCCAAGCCUGGUGCCACUUUGCAGGGGCAGACGAAGCACACAGCUGGGUGGCAAUCGUGCUAGGCACAGUCAUAGUGGUGGUGGCGGCGCUGCUGGCAGGCAUUGUAGUGACCGUGAUGCACAGCACGCGGAGGGCGAGGAGGAAGACGGCGGUGGUGGGGGCCCUGAAGGAGAGCACGCAGUGCAAGGAGCACAACAAGAGCGCCUUCAUCGCCAGCACCUCGCACGAGCUGCGCACACCGAUCAUCGGGCUGAAAGGCAUGGUGGAGCAGCUGGUGGAGGGACAGAUGGAGGCGGAGAUGAGGGAGGACAUGCGGACGGCAGUGGAGGAGGCAGAGAGGGUGCUGCUGCUGGUGAACACGGUGCUAGACAUAUCCAAGGUGGAGGCGGGGCGCAUGCAGCUGGAGCGACUGCCGUUUGACACCCGGCACUGGCUGCUGGGCGCUCUGCAGAAGCACGGCGCCAGAGCUGCUCAAGCCGGGCUGCACUUCACAUGGCAUGUGGAUUCGAGCGUGCCGGGUGUGCUGGAGGGGGACUACAUGCGCCUGCAGCAAGUGAUGGACAGCAUCGUUGUUCUGUUCUGUCCUCUCGUCCCUCUGCCUGCUGCUGCUCCCCCAGACAACGCCAUCAAGUUCACGGCCAGCGGGGGCGUGUGUGUGCGGCUGCAGUGCCUUCCCCCCGACACCCACAUCCCCACCCACCUGCUCUCCCUCGGCU
Messenger RNA from Closterium sp. NIES-65, 1669 nucleotides. The record is from the annotation of a GenBank genome assembly. NCBI's taxonomy places the organism in Eukaryota, Viridiplantae, Streptophyta, Zygnematophyceae, Desmidiales, Closteriaceae.